This is a messenger RNA of Triticum turgidum subsp. durum (durum wheat), 606 nucleotides long. NCBI's taxonomy places the organism in Eukaryota, Viridiplantae, Streptophyta, Magnoliopsida, Poales, Poaceae. The record is from the annotation of a GenBank genome assembly.
AUGGCGGGAGAAGACGCGGCGGCAUGCGCGCCCCAGGUUGACGGGCACGCGCCGCGGGACGCCGCCUCGUUCGACGAGGAGACGCGGGCCCUCAUCGCGCCCGACGCCGGGAGCCUCCCGGCGGCCCCGCCCUCCGCCGUCGAGGCCAACUUCGCGCGCUACUUCGUCGCCGAUUAUCUCAACCCAGGACAUGACCAGUUUGUGUACCGACAUCCAAACGGGUUGUGCGUGGUUGGUUUAGCUCCAGCCCAUGUUGCACUGAAAGAGGAAGGGGGGAUAACUGCUAUUGACUUCAAUGUUGGGAAGACAGAUCGCAGUGAGAUAAAAGUCACAGGGAAACGCAAAAGGAAUGCACAACAUUUGCAAGAAAAUUCAGCAUUAUGUAAAGUCUGCACAAAGGAUAAAACUUUUGUGGUGAGGUGUUGCGUGAAAGGGCAGCUUUUGGAGAUUAAUGAUAGAUUGAUGAAACAACCCGAUCUGCUUAAUACCUCUGCCGACAGAGAAGGAUACAUAGCAAUCUUCAUGCAGAAACCAGCUGACUGGCUCAAAGUGAAGGAUAAAUUUCUUAGCUUUGAGGAGUACAAGAACUUGAGAGGAAUCUGCUGA